Messenger RNA from Fusarium keratoplasticum, 1872 nucleotides. RefSeq lists its product as uncharacterized. Gene Ontology annotation, cellular component: TRAPPII protein complex; trans-Golgi network. The coding region runs from base 1 to 1872 and encodes 623 amino acids. The record is from RefSeq and is a predicted model, not a curated record. Gene Ontology annotation, biological process: intra-Golgi vesicle-mediated transport. NCBI's taxonomy places the organism in Eukaryota, Fungi, Ascomycota, Sordariomycetes, Hypocreales, Nectriaceae. The transcript is spliced from 2 exons.
AUGUCCGACUCGGAAGCAACCCCGGAGCCAGAGUUCGAGGCUGACUCUCUCACCAACUUUGGCACCAAACUCAUUUCUGAUCCCACCACUGACUUUGCGGAGCAAUCGCAACUGACAUACCUUAUACCUUCAGAGACUAGUCUGGAUUUGGAGUCGGCUUUCAGAGAUCUUGAGCCGGGCAAGUCAAUACUCGACUCACUAGAGCGUCGGGACUCUUUGUUCUUUGAUGAAACGGUUGAUGUACUUCUUCUCUUGAGAACACCAUGGAAGGAUGAAGCAUCACUCCGGUCUCACCUCAGCCGGCUAGUGAUAUCAGUUGAGGCUCAGGUGGUCAAUAGCAAGACCCAUGGUCGGGAUAAUUCUGUAUCGGAGACCAUCUUCUCAGGCACAGUUCCCGACAUCAACGACCCCUUCAUCAUCGUUGAUGAAGAUGAGGAGGAAGACGACGACGACGAUGAAGAUGAGGAUGACGACGAUGAAGAGAGCGAUGACGAGACCAAGCCGACUGUUAAACAUGUCUACGCUGCGUGGAAACUACCCGUCUUUCUAGGCCGGCCUCGUGCACGUGUCUCUACGCCAUCCAUCAUUUUCACCGCCUCCGCAAGCCUCAAACCCGAUGUCUCAGCCGAUCUCGUCGGGCGAGGGAGCGGCUAUCUCCAGAGCGGAGUUCCCUCGGGCUUCAACCUCCUCGAGUCCUUUGGAAACGACGUCGCCCUCGGCGGUGCCAAGCCUCGCCUCUCUGCCCUCCGGGUGUCCAGGGUUGCGCCCGUUACGGGCUCUCAGGACCUCACCAAGCAUAUCCGCGCGCUACCUCAGGUUGAGCACAAGAUCUUUCCCGUUGUGCAUACCCGCAUUCGCUUUUCGCGGCCAACCACGGCACCAACCAGCGCUGCUUUGAUUGCUCUGCUCGAGGUUGACUUUACAGCUCAUUUCGAGUGUGAGAUCUCAUUAGACAAGAUCGACUUGUCUAUCCAUGAUGCCACUGUCGAGAGUCUCAAUGAGGACGCGGGCAUGGAACUACCGCUCAGCUGUGUGUCUCACGACCAUAUCACAUUCUUCUAUCGUAUUGCUCCCCGAGAGUACGACGUUUCACCAAAGAAUCCCAUGCGAGACCUAGAUAUCUCCAUCUCAGCCACCGCCCAAGUUAUCCCUGGCCGCUGCACUCCUCGCCUGACCAUGACAUGGACAACGCAUAUUGACUUUACUCUCCCUGUCAAUCCUGGCUACGGCACGUCCACGACUGGGACGGGCAUCGUCCGCUCCCAUCGCCCCUCGCAGCUCUCCAUCACCGGCCAAGCUGUGCAACACCUCAAGUCUCCAUCCAUCAUUCGCCCGGAUGCCUUGCCUGCUCUAGAGGCUGCUACGGCCAACACAGAUAUCCCAGUUCCAGAGCUCGGCAUCACCAUGACCUUCACUGGUCCGUCCGAACCCGUACAUCCCGGCGAAGUCUUCUCCUGGACCGUCUACGUUGUCAACCGUGUCACGGAGAAGAACCCGCUACCCCCACGCAAGCUCGCCCUGGUCGCAGUUCCCAAGCGUCGAAGAACUGAGCUACGUAUGACACGUCCUCCUUCGGUUGGGGGCCGACGACGUGGCGAGAAGGACAUUGCGGAUGCCGUCACUGAUGAGAAUGUGUUACAUGCACUGCAAAAGAAUGCCCUUGUCGAGUCCACCGAUGUCGUAUGCCUCAGCGCCGAUACUCGAGUCGGACCGCUUGCACCAGGCGCUUGUCACGUUGUCGAGCUUCAGUUCCUUGCUCUGCAGGAGGGCGUUGUGGGCUUGGAAGCAAUUCGUGUGGUAGAUUUGGGAUCAAAUGAGCACGUCGAUAUUAGAGACCUGCCUACCAUGCUUGUAGAACCAGCUGCAGCAUGA